AUGGUGAGUGAAAAGGGAGAGAAGGUUAUUGAAAAGAGAGGAUUGAAGAGGAGGUGUGGCUGCGUCGACAUCGACGUCGCAGAUGAGAUAGGCAAGAAAAGGAUCGAAGAUGAUUUAAUAGCUGGUCGGGUGAUUGGAAAAGGAACCUUUGGUGUUGUCCGGGUUUGUCAUGAUAGAAUCAGGAAGCAUUGCUUUGCCUGCAAAUCAGUGGCGAAGAUCGUAGCCUAUCGCAUCCAUGAAGAAAUAGAAAUAAUGCAGCACCUAUCUGGUCAUCCAGGUGUGGUGACACUACUAGCUGUCUACGAGGAUGCCAAUUCUUUUCAUCUAAUCAUGGAGAUGUGCGAUGGGAGUUCCUUGUUGGAUGACCUCCAUAAUAGAAGAUUCAAGUCAGAGAGAGAGAUUUCCGCAGUGAUAAAGGAGAUUGUAUCCUCGUUGAAGUAUUGCCAUGAAUCGGGAGUCAUCCACGGUGACAUCAAGCCGCAUAACAUACUUCGAAAUAGGUCAGGAAGGUUAAAGAUUGCAGACUUUGGUUUCGCUCUGAGGACGUUGAAAGGUAACUUUGAAAUCACCAAAUACAAUAUACCCUCACUAUAA
Messenger RNA from Magnolia sinica, 594 nucleotides. Its product is annotated as serine/threonine-protein kinase PEPKR2-like. Gene Ontology annotation, cellular component: nucleus; cytoplasm. The record is from RefSeq and is a predicted model, not a curated record. Bases 1 to 594 code for a protein of 197 amino acids. NCBI's taxonomy places the organism in Eukaryota, Viridiplantae, Streptophyta, Magnoliopsida, Magnoliales, Magnoliaceae. Gene Ontology annotation, molecular function: calcium/calmodulin-dependent protein kinase activity; calcium-dependent protein serine/threonine kinase activity; calmodulin binding. Gene Ontology annotation, biological process: peptidyl-serine phosphorylation; protein autophosphorylation; intracellular signal transduction. The transcript has a single exon.